GCACGCAUGCGCAUAUAUGAAUAUAUAUGAUACGUCUUGUCUAUAUAAAUACACAAUGUAUACUUUCGUUUUAACGAGAUAUUAAUUAUUGCAUUUUAUAUUUUCAAUCCUAAUCAACAUAUAUAAAGAUCACUCAUUGUGAUAUACAAUGAAAAAGCUAUUAUUUACCUAUUACGUUAAAAAAAUAUGCAACAUAACCUAUGAUGACAGCUUCUUAUAUAUCAAAGAAUCAAUAUUGAAUAAUAUUUAAUCUGUAAUGGAUGAUGGAAAAGAGAAUUUUGUACUUUGUUCUAAUGAUUCUAAAAAUCAUAUAAAAAAGUUGCACGAAAUUUGCAAUUGGGAUCAACUUAAUAAUGUAGCUAUAGAAUACCAUGAUUUACAAGAGACUAUUUAUAUAGAUUACAGAGAACUUUUUUUUACACAAAGUUUGAUUUCUGAUUAUUUAAGAUGCAUCAAAUGUGUCGAAUUUGUUGGUAUAAAUUUUGAUAUUCCAGAGUACUGUGUUAUUUCUGUAAUACUUGGAAUCUUGAAUAGUGGGCAUAGUUUUGUAAAUGUACCUGUUGAUUCAAUAGAAUUAAUAAAUUUAAAGAAUAAUUUAAAUCUACAUUAUUUAUUUUCUAAACAAAUAAAUGUUGAAGGAGAUAUUGUACAUCAAUUUAAAAUGCAUAAAGAAUGUAUUUAUCUUAUCAAAGUUAAAGAUGUCCAAAAACAAGAUACACAAAAAGUAAAACAAAAUUAUUAUGCUUAUGCAAUUUCUACAUCUGGUUCAACAGGAACUCCAAAAGUAGUUAGAGUGCUCCAUUCAUGUAUAGUUCCUAAUAUUUUAGAUUUGAGCAAAGUGCUGACAAUAACAAACCGUGAUAAAAUUUUUCAGUUUACAAAUUUUACAUUUGAUCCUAGUAUUGUUGAAAUUUUUCUUGCACUCUCAAAUGCUGCAACACUAUUCAUGGUGUCAAAGCUAUUGAAAAAUGAUCCAUAUAGACUUUUAAAAGAAGCUUAUUCUAAUCAAAUUACCAUAAUGCAAGUAACUCCAUCAGUUUUUAUGUAUAGUUGGACAGCUGAAUCUUUGAAAACUAGUAUUUUAAGUAAUAAUUCUUUAUUAAGAGCUAUUCUUUUUGGUGGAGAACCUUUCCCUAAAUUAGAGUUACUUUCUGAAGCCAAGCAUCCUUGUAAUAAUACAAAAAUUUAUAAUGUCUAUGGUAUUACCGAAGUAUCUUGUUGGGCUAGUAUAAACGAAAUUGUAAUAACAAAUAGACAAUUUAAUGUACAUUACUUGGGUCAAGUAUUAUCACAUACUAUAUUUGAAGUUAGAAAUGAAAAAGAAGAAGUAAUAACAAAUGGUACAGGCUCUCUCUACAUAGGAAGCAAUCAUAGAAUAUGUCUGAUCAAUGAUGAAAAUAUUGAAGACUUAGAAUUACCAGUAUUUCGUGAUUCUGGUGAUAUAGUUAAUAUUGAUGAAGAGGGAAAGAUAUUUUACAAAGGAAGAAAAAAUAGCUUUAUUAAAAGAUUUGGGAAUAAAGUAGAUUUGAUAAAACUUAAAGAACUUGUAUUGCAAAUAGAUUUUGUGAAGAACUGUUAUGUAAUAUGGGAUGAUAGUUGCCAUCAUUUACAUUUAUAUUUUUCUACUAAGGAGAAUGUCACAAAUCAUAUUGUAAAUACUGAUAUAGUGAAAUAUGUACAUAAACUAGAUCCUUUAUACAGACCAGAUAAAAUUCAUUUUAUAGAGGAUGUUGAAUUUACAUCUAAUGGAAAGAUUUCCUUAGAAUUUUUAAAAAAGUAUUACAUACAACAAACUAUAACACAUGGAAUGUUAAAAAACAUUGACUUUGAACAAAUUGAAAUUAUUUUCAAAUCAAUUUGGGAAAACAAUUUAAAACAUGAAAAUAAUGGAUUUGUAAAACUUGGUGGCACAUCUAUAAUCGCAUUUCAGAUAUCAAAUACUGUAUCCGAAAUAUUAAACAUAGAAUUUCCUGAAUUAAUUAGCAUGCUUUUAAUGGAUGCUACUAUUGAUAACUGUCUUUGUUAUAUAAGAAGUGUUGUACUGAAUAGUGAUCAAAACAGAAUGAUUAAUCUUAAUUUUCAUUCUAAUAGUUUAUUAAUUAAAGAAAUUCCUUUGAUUACUAAUAUUUCCACUAUUAAUUUAAAAAGCAAGAAAUCUAAUGAUGAAAGAAAGAUUUUUGACUCAGUGAUGCAAAUAAAUGAUAUUUAUACAUGCCAAUGGUACAAGUGUAGAGGAAAAAUAUAUAAAAGUGUCCAAGAUAUUAAUAUUGAACAAAAAUUACAAUAUAACGCAAUUUCGAAAGUUGAAGUAUUGAAAACGUAUGAUUUGAAAAAAUGCGUUGAUGCAUCGCCAACUGUAUUUCGUUAUUCGGAUGGAAAAACAUAUGCAACUGUUGGUUCUCAUUCUGGUUUUAUUUUUACCUUUGGAUUAGAAAAGGAGUGUUGUAGCUCUGCAUUUAAAGUUAAACUGCCUGACAGAGUUGAAGCUUCAAUUUUGGUUUUGGAUGAUUUCAGAGGUAUAGUGGGAUGUUAUGAUGGUAACGUAUAUUGCUUUCACUUAAAAACAGGAAAUGUUAUUUGGAAUUACCAAACAGAAAAUGCUAUAAAAAGUUCUCCAAUAUUUUGUAAAGUAAAGGAAACGAUAUUUGUUGGUUCUUAUGAUUGUUAUAUAUACUGUUUAUCUGUGAAGGACGGAUCAGAAGUUUGGAAAUCUAAAUUCGGUAAUGGAAGCAUUAGCGCUUCUGGUUGUUUACACGUUCCGUCGAAUAGUGUGUUGUUUGGAACAUUGGAUGGACUUUGUCUAGCACUUGAACAAUCGUCAGGGAAACUUUUGUGGAAGCACAAAUUAUCAGAUCCAAUUUUUGUUGCUCCUUUGCUAUUAAAUAAUGGACUUGUUUUAUUUUGUUCUGUAACAGGGCUAUUGCAUUGCUUUGAUAUCGAAGUUAAUGUCAAGAUGUGGUCAUACAAAAUCAAUGGCAAUGUAUUUUCAUAUAUUGUGAAGCAAAGUCAUGCCUCCGUAAAAUAUGAAACCAUCAUUGUAGCCAGUCAGAAUAAAAGUGUGUAUUGUUUAGAAUCAGAAGAGACAAACUUUAAAACUAAACCCAGAUUGAAAUACGUAUUAAAUUUUCAUUCACCAAUUUUUGCUACUCCCUGGUGUGAAAACGAUUCUUUGUUCAUAGCAUGUACAGAUGGUACUUUAAAUAUUUAUAAUUCAGCAGAAAAUAGAUUGAUAAAAACUGAAAAACUUCCUGGGGAGGUCUUUUCGUCACCGGUUGUUGAUAAUGAUAUCAUAAUCAUUGGAUGCAGAGAUAAUAACGUCUAUAUCUUAAAACUUGUGUAAAUUAUUCUUGGUAAGUAAAUGUGUUAAACAUUCUUUGUAUCAUGAAAUAGACAGGAAUACAAAUUAAUAUGAAAUUAA
Molecule: messenger RNA, 3418 nt
Organism: Frieseomelitta varia
Lineage: Eukaryota; Metazoa; Arthropoda; Insecta; Hymenoptera; Apidae
Gene: Aasdh
Product: beta-alanine-activating enzyme
Exons: 10
Coding region: 257-3340 (1027 amino acids)
Biological process (GO): amino acid activation for nonribosomal peptide biosynthetic process
Molecular function (GO): protein binding
Source: RefSeq, a predicted model, not a curated record